CGGGCGUCAGAUGCGCGGCGGCAGCCAGCGCGCCGGGGUACUGGCCUCGGCCGCGGAGUGACCGCGGGUGUUGUCCACGCCGCGUGGACCUACGUCUCCACCUUGCGUCCGCCACGGGGGCCACACCUGACGGGACCCAGGGCCCAGGCUCCAGCGCGCGGGCGCGCGGAUAGAGGAAAUUAGGGCGGUGGGGAUGGAGAAGGGGAAGGCGAUGGAGAAGGGGAAGGCGAUGGAGAAGGGGAAGGUGAAUGAGAAGGGGAAGGGGAAGGAGCCAGAGAAAGAGAAAAUUCGGGAAAAAGGAAAGGAAGAGAAAAAGACGGAGGUGGAGAAGGAGAAAAUUAAGGGAAAAGAGAAAGGAAAGGAGGAUAAUAGUAACUGUAAAGAGGAGGAAAAGAGGAAAGAGCGGGAGACCAAGAAAGAGAAGGAACAACUCAAGGGAAAAGAAGAGAAAGAGAAGAAGGACAACAGCGCCAUGACAAAGCCCCCACUGGAGCCGCCGGAGAAAAAUAAGCAGAUCCUUGUGUUGGGCCUUGAUGGAGCAGGAAAGACCAGCGUUCUGCACUCUCUUGCUUUAAACAGAGUCCAGCACAGUGUGGCACCCACCCAAGGUUUCAAUGCAGUAUGCAUCAACACCGAGGACAGCCAGAUGGAGUUUCUGGAGAUUGGUGGCAGUGAACCUUUCCGUUCCUAUUGGGAAAUGUACCUAUCCAGAGGAUUGCUGCUGAUCUUUGUGGUGGAUUCAGCUGAUCACAACAGAUUACCUGAAGCCAAGAAACACCUUCAUCAACUAAUUGAAACAAACCCAAUCCUUCCUCUGGUUGUAUUUGCAAACAAACAGGAUCUCGAAGCAGCCUAUCGUAUUACAGAUAUCCAUGAAGCGUUGGCAUUGUCUGAGGUGGGAAAUGACAGGAAGAUGUUCUUGUUUGGAACCCAAGUGACUGAGAACGGCUCAGAAAUACCCUCCGUUAUGCAAGAUGCCAAAGACUUGAUUGCACACCUGGCUGCAGAUAUGCAGUGACCACGCCCAGACCCACUGUGCAGCUGUCAAUCUAAAUCUCACUAGGGACUGUCGAGUGACAGGUUUGAAGCCGAAGGUUUCCUCUGUCAAAUAAAAAAAUAAGCCAUUUCCUAUUUUCUUAAUGCAUGACAUAUAUAAAGGAUAAUGUUAAUUGAUUAGGAGCCUCUCUGUGUUUAGAUUUCAAACUUUAAAAAUAUUGGUAAAAUAAUAUAUUUGGGGGGAUUUGGAUUUUCACCAACAAAAUUAAAGUGAACAUUAGUAAGCAUUCAAACCAUUUGUAGUUUUUCGAUGGCAUGAGAUUUAUAGUAAAAUAUUUUAAUAAACUACCUACCUCUUUUCAAGUAAAAA
Molecule: messenger RNA, 1366 nt
Organism: Lontra canadensis (Northern American river otter)
Lineage: Eukaryota; Metazoa; Chordata; Mammalia; Carnivora; Mustelidae
Gene: ARL9
Product: ADP ribosylation factor like GTPase 9
Exons: 5
Coding region: 194-1018 (274 amino acids)
Molecular function (GO): GTPase activity; GTP binding
Source: RefSeq, a predicted model, not a curated record